Messenger RNA from Myotis davidii, 983 nucleotides. RefSeq names its product solute carrier family 35 member A5 (gene SLC35A5). The coding region runs from base 203 to 703 and encodes 166 amino acids. Gene Ontology annotation, biological process: pyrimidine nucleotide-sugar transmembrane transport. Gene Ontology annotation, cellular component: Golgi membrane. NCBI's taxonomy places the organism in Eukaryota, Metazoa, Chordata, Mammalia, Chiroptera, Vespertilionidae. The record is from RefSeq and is a predicted model, not a curated record. Gene Ontology annotation, molecular function: pyrimidine nucleotide-sugar transmembrane transporter activity. The transcript has 6 exons.
CUCAGCUUUAGGAUGUGAGCUCUUCCACUGGAAGCUCUUCGAGGGAAGAACUGAGGUGACUGCGUCCGACAGGCCGAGCAGUGCGCGUGCGGAUGAGGGUGGGCGCGGCAGAAGAGGUCCCUACUGCGCAGGAAGAGCUGCAACCGAGGAGAGAAAUACAAAUCUGAAAUUCUCAUCUUGUAGAACAAAGUUGCUAAUACAAAUGAAAGUUAAAGAAUUGCUUUUCUGCAGAAUUCUGCAGUCCCCCAAGCAAUUAGAAAACAGUGAAAUGGAAAGCAAGUGCUGUGGUCAUCCCAUGUUAUGCUCCUUGUCAACAAUGUAUACGUUCUUGCUAGGGACCAUAUUUAUUGCUUUAAGCUCAAGUCGCAUCCUAUUGGUAAAAUAUUCAGCCAAUGAAGAGAACAAAUAUGAUUAUCUUCCAACUACUGUGAAUGUGUGCUCAGAACUAGUGAAGCUGGUUUUCUGUGUGCUUGUGUCGUUCUGGGUUAUAAAGAAAGAAAAUCAUCAAAGUAGAAACUUGAAAUGUGCUUCCUGGAGGGAGUUCUUUAAUUUCAUGAAGUGGUCCAUUCCAGCCUUUCUUUAUUUCCUGGAUAAUUUGAUUGUCUUCUAUGUCCUUUCCUAUCUUCAACCUGCCAUGGCUGUUAUCUUCUCGAAUUUUAGCAUUAUAACAACGGCUCUUCUAUUCAGGAUAGUGCUGAAGUAAGUAACUUGUUGUGAAAGCAUAUGUGGUAUUUUAAAACGGCACAACCCUGUUUCAGGUGAUAUGCCCAGAGCACUGAACCCUCCGGUUCCCAAGGCCAGGAUUUUAUUCCUUACUAGAGGCCUGGUGCACGAAUUCGUGCAUGGGUGGGGUCCCUUGGGGUGGCCUGUGGGGAUCAGGCCCCAGCUUGCACCGCCAGGCUUGCAGCCCCAGCUCUUGCCUCCAGCCUCGCAGCCCCCGGCCCCGCCUGGCACCCCACCGUGGCCUGGCACCACCCCCUCAC